AGUGGGGGAGUAUCGGUGCGGGGGAGUAUAGGUUGUAGAAAACUUGGGGAGUUGCUGAAGCUCAUGAAAAACUUUAAAGCAGCCAAAGAGGUGUUCAGUGAAAAUUGUGAAAACUUCAAAGAAGGACUCAGUUGUCAAAAUGCUGCAGAAAUAGCCAGUCUGAAUGAACAUAAUGAAGAGAAUGCCCUGAAGUACUUUAGCCUUGGCUGCCAAUAUGGAUUUCUCCCUUCGUGUCACAAUGAAGGUUUAAUGAAUCUAAGAAGUGAAAACAAAAAUGAGAAGAAAGCUCUGAGUUGCUUGCAUAAAGCUUGUAAUGGGAACUUUCCAGAGAGUUGUCACCUUAUAGGAACACUUUAUCUUAAUCCAAAGAUUGUUCCAGGUGCCACAAACUUGCCACCGAGAGAUGUAUCUCAGGGUGUCAUUUUUCUUACAAAAGCCUGUGAUCAGGGAGGUGCCAGAGCCUGUAAAACACUAAUAAACAUGUAUGAGAAAGGGGACAUAGUAGGGAAAAGUGCCUCCAUGGUCGAAUUGUUUAAAGCUAAGUUGAAGCAGAAUUUGGAGAAAAAAUUAAAAAUGCGCCCAGAUGGCAUUUCUGCUCCCUCUUGAUUUUUCCCAUUCUUUAGUUUUGAUUGUGUAUUGUUUAUCUAUGCAUGUAUCAACUUAAUACAACCAAGUGCAAGAGAAAAUGAUUAACUGGAUAUUUUGUUUCGUUUUUAAAUACAUAAAUUGGAUUUUGGUAUAAAAUGUGGAAAAAGUCCUGUUUGUGAUUUUGUUAAUUAUUACCAUAAUGUUUUUAACAAAAAAAAAGGUUAAGAUGUCCAACUUAAGACCAGUUUUCAUUACAACAUAAAUGGACCAUUCCUGGAAUUUUUAUCAUGAAAUAAAUUUGCUACCCUUACAA
Molecule: messenger RNA, 901 nt
Organism: Lingula anatina
Lineage: Eukaryota; Metazoa; Brachiopoda; Lingulata; Lingulida; Lingulidae
Cellular component (GO): mitochondrial intermembrane space
Molecular function (GO): protein binding
Source: RefSeq, a predicted model, not a curated record